Molecule: messenger RNA, 4004 nt
Organism: Neocloeon triangulifer
Lineage: Eukaryota; Metazoa; Arthropoda; Insecta; Ephemeroptera; Baetidae
Exons: 7
Coding region: 1100-3706 (868 amino acids)
Source: RefSeq, a predicted model, not a curated record
AUAUCCAUUUUUGUUGUUUAUUCUUUGGCAAGGUGAAUUGGCAAAAUUUUGAAGAAACAGGCAAAACAGCACACUUCUGGAAAACAAAGCAAGUUGCUAAAACGCAGGGUCUUCAAUGAGAGCGGUUCCCGCAGAUAAUGGACCGUUAACUAAAUUUUUCAUACUUUCAAAAUGUAAAAUAAUUAAUAAUAUAUGCAAAUUUUAAACACGUAUAUUUUUUUAUAAUAAAUCAAUUAAUCAAAUUUAUAAAGAAUAUAUUACGCAUAUUACGUUUAUACGUUGGUUAAUAUCACCUCUGAACAUGUUGAAUUUUCGGAAUUUUCUCUGAAAUGUGAAACGUAGAAAACGUAUCGCAGGCUCGAACCGGACACAGACACCAGGUGACAAGUUAGUUUAUGUCAUCUUUAUUAUCUGUAACUCCGGAUUCGCCUACGCGCGUUUUGUUUUGUGCACAAUACCAGUGUAGUCAAAUACAUUAUAGGUCAUUGCAUUUGCAUCAGCAUCAUCUUUUAAAAAAUCAUCAAGCUACUCAGAAGCUGCGCUGAAAUAUUUUAAUUGAUCGUCAUUUCGUCAUUAUAAAGUUGAAGAAAUUUAUUUAGCUACUUAUUUCUAGGAAUUAUGCCUAAUAAAUUUUUAAAGUGUUGCAGUUGUCUCAAGUAGUAUACCUUGGCGCCGAUCGUAUGUACCAAAAGUUGUGAUAUUUAGCGAAAUAUUUCAGAGUCCCCUCUCCAAACUCUGUUCACACGCUCGUGCACGCGGGAGAAAUCCCCCAAUCAAAUCAAUUCCCUCCUCGACAAAUGGCUCUGAUUGGCUGUUGUCGCCACUUCGGCACUUCCUGUCCUCUUCAUCCUCUGCCCGCUCUGCCGUCAGUGCCGUCUCCAUUUUUCUUCACAUUGCAGACAUACACGCUUGGUAGAGGCGGUUCGCCAUUUUAUCGUUUCUUAUUUCUGCAAAUUCAGCAUAUAAAUUCAGAUUUUGUGCCGCGGUUUUUCUUCACACGAACGCAUUCGACAUCCUACUCUCAGAUUUUCGUCAAUUCGGCGACCUGAGACUUUCGGCUCUGCUAGAUUUUUGCAAAAAUUAGCCAAGCGAAUGCAUCAUGUCGGCAGAACAGAGACUUAAGAACCUGUUCGACCUGUUGGGCAGCAAUACGGAUGCAGAUGCAGACAUCUUUGAAGAGAAGAUGCAAGAGCUGAAUGCUCAAUUGGAUAGAGAGUUAAUACCCCUCAGCCAGAGCUCAAGCACUCCUUCUCAAAAUAUGCAGCCAAAUGAAAGCAAUGCACUUUCCUCUCUACCUAUGAGAAACCAGGAAUUUGUGAUCCUCGAUCAUCCACCAGGCGAAAUCCUGCAGUUGCCUGCAAAUGAUGAAAUAUUUGCUCCGACGGCCAAAGACAAAUCUGUGGCUGAAUUGGUGAAGACAAAUGCUUUGCUGAAAGAGCUCUUGAUCCAGCACACUAAAGAAGUACAGAACUUAUGUGAUGUGCUCAUGGUCAACAAGAAAUUGUCUGCUAGCAAUGAAGCCCUAAUUUCUGCCAAAGAAGAAAAAAUUGUUGGUUUGGUGAAAGAAAUGAGGCAAAGAAAGAGGGGUCAAUCAAAAAAAAUGCUCCUUAAAACUCUUCUGACUUUUGCUGAAAAGUUGAAACAAAAUGGGAUGCUCUCAGGCUACUACACAAACAUGCUUUCAACUUGGAAGAAAGAUCUGGGUGAAAAUGAAGAUGGUAACCAAAACUCAUUUGAUAUUGAAGAGGAAGAGUUGUCCCCUGCUGUUGAAGAUGCCAUCAAUGAACCACCAGAAGACGUAGAGCAGCAUGUUACCUCUGAGGUGCAGAUGAAGGUUAUUAGUUGUGAUGAAAAUCAAGUUGAGAUACCUGAAGCUGCUCCUAUCCUUAUUGUCAAAACCAAAAAGGAUUUCACAAAUCUGUCCGUCUCUGAAAAUGCAGGCGAAGAUAUAAAGGUUCUUCCAAACUUGCAUGAUGGAGCAGUUGCCAUAGAGAAGGAGUCUAAAUCAUUGGACAUAAACAGUGUUCACACUGAAGAGCAGGAAAUUGCUUCUGGUCAUUCUUUAAAGGAUCAGGAUGAGGACUGUGCUGAUCAAGAGGGAGAUAUGCAAAUAGAAAUUGAGGAGGUGGAAUCAGCUGAAAAGGCUGAGGAGGGAGUGAACAAGGAAGUUCUGUUGUUGGAGGGCAGCUCGCUUGGAAAUUCUAGGAAUGAUAGUGAGAUAGUCUAUGCAAGGUCCAAAGAUGACAAUGAUGAUUCCAUUGACAAGUCGGCCACUAAAGAUGAUGAGGUCAAUGAGGGAAAUCUGGCUGAUAUAGGAGAUAAAGUUGAAAACUUUGAGUUGGUAAUGGAUGAGGAGGCCACAGUUGGAGAACUCCAAAGCCAAGCUAUUGCUGAUGAGGAUGUCCUUGUUGAAGGUCACAAAGAGAAUACGCCUUUCAAGGGCUCUAAAGUGGAUAUCCCUCAAGUGGAGGCCCCUGUUGAGAACUUAGUAAAGGAGGCUGCAACCAAAGACCUUAUUUUUAAUGAGGCCCCUGUUAACGACUUUGAGAAGGUACAAGAUCAAGAAAUGGAGACUAAUGCUGAACAGCAGCAAUUGGAAAUGCAGGCUGAUAGUGAUCAAAUGAAUGCUGAUGGAAACUCUGGAAAAUCCUCCGAAGAACCUGAGAAAAUGCAGGUGGACAAAGAAAUUCUGAAGCUAGGAGAGGGAGACAAAACUCAACUUGCUGUUGCUACCGAAGAAGAAAAUAAGAACCUGCAGGGAAAACCUGUUGAUGUGUCAGCUGAGUGGGUCUCUGAAAUAGCUUUAGAGACAACUAUCACUGUUGGCUAUCAGCCGCCUGAGCAAAAUACUGAAGUAGUGACACGAGUGCUGCGAAGUGCCAGUAAAGCCUCCCAGAAGCUGCUUCAAAAAGUCGAUGUGGUGGAGCAGGAUGCCAACAUCAUGGCCAAUGUUGAGAAGCCUCCCACUAAGAAGACAAGGUCAUAUGGACUUAAGAAUGAGAGGGCACCAUCAAGCCGACAAAUGAAGAAGAAAAGUGCUGCUGAGAAAGUGGUAGAUGAGGUACACACUGAAGUGGUUGCUGUACCAAAAUCAAAAGUGCGCAACGUCAAAAAUAUCACUUUGAAGAAGGGAGAACCUGAGAGGCUGGAGGAGAAAAUGUCUGUAGAAGAUCACGCGCCAGAGGAAAAGAAGAGAAAGCACCCUGCUGGCUAUUUUGUGAUGAGCCCCAAGAAGAGGAGGAUUGUUGAUUGCCCAUUAGUGAAGAGACUUAAAAAGAAUCAGAAGAAGCUGCAGUCUGUGCCCUUGGGCAAAGCUUUGUCUCUUGGGAUUUGGACGUUCUCUUCCAAGUCUGUUAUGAGGAGUCGUAAUAAGCCUCAAAAUCAUACUGUGAGGAUCCUUGCUGUGCCAAUUGACCCAGAGACAGACACUUGGAAUGCAAAGCAGGUCUUUCAAUUGGACGAAUUUGUGGAAGUUUGCCAAGAGGACAAGCAGGAAGAAGAUGCUGCUGAUGAUUAUGCCACCAUGCGCAAGGAACUGUUUGGCUCUGACUGCAGUGAUCCUGAAUCUGAGGAAAAUGUUCCGGUUGUUAAGUCUCCAAAGGAGAAGACUCAACGACGCCAAGGAAAGAAAGCCAUCAAAGUUCAGCAGCUGAAUGCUAACAUGUCCAAAGCCAACCCUCUUCUCCAGAAAAAGCGUAACAAGUAGACCAGGUAAUAUGAGAAAUACAAGCCUGAGCAAUGGAUCAUCAUCACUCAAGUACUUCGUGACAAAUACUGCUUUUUUUAUAUUGCUUUACGCAAAAUGAUUCUGCUUAAUUGUUAAAACAAUGGCCAAGUCGAUUAGCUCUGUAACAAGAUUUAGUAUUGGGGUGUUUUUAAGAAAAAAUCCACUCAUAAUGUUUUAUAUAAAAAAUUGCCAGGCUUAAGUUUUUAGUUUUUCACAAAAGCGGUACGUUGCUGUAACGCAUAUUUUGAAUCUCAAAUAAAAUGAUUUUUAGAAAAAA